This is a messenger RNA of Candidozyma auris, 2238 nucleotides long. Its product is annotated as putative lipase. Gene Ontology annotation, molecular function: monoacylglycerol lipase activity. Lineage: Eukaryota; Fungi; Ascomycota; Pichiomycetes; Serinales; Metschnikowiaceae. Bases 1 to 2238 code for a protein of 745 amino acids. The record is from RefSeq and is a predicted model, not a curated record. The transcript has a single exon.
AUGCUCCCAAGGGGAUCGCUCAAUCAGUACAUUCCUCUGAUUGUACCCCAGGUUGCCCAGGACCUUUCGGCUAAAGCGCUGGACUACCUACCUUUCUCCAGAGAGUCUGAGAAGAACGAACAUAUGCUUCUUCACAGGUCUGCCCACUCUGUGAAGAUCGGGCAGAGUUUUCGCUUCAACGUGGACUUUGCUCCGUUUGAUUCUGCCGAACACUACGCUUCCCAGCCUCCCAAAUCGCUAUGGGUGAAGGUGAAGAAUACCGAGCCUUUGCCCAUGAGAGCUGCGUACUUGGCUGGUCCUUAUGUGUUGUAUGUGGAUUGCCGUACAGACGACUACGACAUCUCGAAAAAUGUGUUUGUCACGGCUGAUCAGCCCGUAUACGAACCUCAGCUCUUGCCGGGACAAAGCUUCUACGUGGAAUUGCUGUGCCAUCAAUAUAAACCGCACUAUAGAUGGACUAUUGACGUUGUGUCGCAGGCGAUCUUCAAUGCCUCGGUGACGACGAAUUUUGAGGUGUCCAUUGCCGCUCGUCGUGAGUGGCUCUCGGAAUCGCAUGUUCAGGUGGUGCCCCACCCGUUUGUGCUGGUCCUGGUGCACGACACUCUAGACUUGUGGAAUAUGCCGAUUCCGGACACAUCUCGCCCGAUACACUUGGUGAUUUUGACUCACGGACUACAUGCCAAUGUUCUGUCUGAUAUGUUUUUCAUAAAGGAACAAAUAGACAAAGCUAGCGGGGACGAGAACAUCGUUGUCAAGGGCUACUUUGGCAAUGUGUGCAAGACAGAAAGAGGAAUUAAGUAUUUGGGCAGUAGAGUCGCUGAUUACGUCAUCGAACUUGUCACUCACAACGAGACAUUGAAGGGAAACGUCAACAAAAUCUCCUUCAUUGGUCACUCGCUAGGCGGCCUCAUACAAACCUUUGCCGUGGCGUACUUGGAGGCAAACUUCCCAUGGUUCUUUCAACAAGUUAAGCCCAUCAACUUCAUCACUCUAGCGUCGCCAAUGAUCGGCGUGGUCCAUGAAAAUCCUGUUUACAUAAAGCUAGCGCUCUUGGCUGGCGUUGUGGGCAAAACGGGGCAAGAGUUGGGUUUACAAUACACGGAAACAAACAACAAGCCUCUUUUGCUCUUGCUACCUACAGGGCCUACUCAUCGUAUUCUUAAGCGUUUCAUUAGAAGAACGCUAUAUGCUAAUGCGGUGAAUGACGGGAUUGUUCCCCUCCGUACCUCUGCCUUGCUUUAUCUAGACUACGACGGCUUAUCAGCAUUGGGCAAGGAUCCAGAGCCGGGAACCACUGGAGAGAUUCCUCAAGACCUCCCAGAUAAUGCAGACACCCAAACGCUGGCUAUUGGUGCGGUGCUAUCCUAUUUCCUACCUCAGAAGCAGCGCAAGAGCGAUGCUGACAAAUACAAUCGUUUCCAAACCACUACUCAGGAAAACAAUAGUAAAGAGGGUACGUUUGGAGGGAUACCAAAACCAUCGUUGGUGGAAAGCGCAACAUCUUUAAUACUUCCUCCACAACCGUCUCUCAAAUACAUUACAAACCCUUCUUCCAGAGAUAAUGUCAUUGUUCAUGACAAGGUCUAUCAUGACGCUGACUUACCGCCUUUCAGGAUCGAAGAGAAAGACGAACUGGAAAAGCAACAAACCAUGAUGCAAAAGCUCACUGCGACAGGCGAAUCGAUCACGAAGCUUGCAAGAGACGAGGAAAUGGAACGAUUAGAAGAGGAGAUUGCUCGCGAGUAUCAUAAACUGAUGCUGUGGAGAAAAGUUCUUGUUAAACUUAAACCGGAUGCUCAUAAUAAUAUUGUGGUGAGAAGAAGAUUCUCCAAUGCCUAUGGAUGGCCCGUUAUAGAGCACUUGAUCAAAAACCACUUCGGUGUUGAUAGCAACGAAACCCCCGAGCUAUGUGAAGAUGAAAGCAUGGACUUGGCCACCGAAUCAUCAGCAUUAGCUCGUAUCCUUCUGAGAGAUCUCAUCCAUCAGCAGAACGAGGAUAUUGAUAGAGAGUCGCUCAACGAGCCUGUUGAGCACACAUGGAUGAAAGCCGAUGCAGACUGCGAGUCAAUGUUUGCAGUCGGCCCUGCUGGUCUUCUCCUGGACGUAAGCGAGAUGGUGUAUAAGCUCAAGGACCAAUGGGAGAGACGAACUUUGCAGCCACGCAACAUAGACGAGGCAAACGCCUUAGACAACGACCCAUUCGAAGGCACCAAGCUGAUUAUGGAGCCUUUCAUGUAA